CCCUGUGACCAGGAUGUGCUAACCAGUUGCUAAAACAUCAUUAGAAAAUUAACAAUGCAAGUUACGUAUAGAGCCUGCAAAUGUUCUACAGAUACAAAGUAGUUUCUUACUUGCUGCCACUGGACUGUACUGCUUUCCCUUUGUGUGCGUGUUUUUGGGCAAAGAACUCCACACUUGGGGAAAUAAUAAUCACUAGCCUGCCUUAAUUUAUUCCCAGGAAGUCAGUGCUUUCUAAUUUCGGUCACCUUGCUGGUUUAAAAGAAAAAAAAAACCUUGGUCAGCUUUUUAGUGAAUUGAGGCAGAGGCCAUAGGGCUGUUAUUUUGAACGUCCACGCCAUCUUGUCACAGGCUCUGCCGCAGCUGCCCCGCUACUAAAUCAAGUUCCAUAAAAACCUACCAAAAAAAAAAAAACGCGGUCCUAAUCACCAAAUUGAAACGCGAAAUGGCACCGUGUCAUUAAAAGGGGGAAAGCUCGCCGCCCUUUUGUAAUUCUGCCGCACAUAAAAAGCGGCAAGGGCAAACGUUUUAAAGACGAGAGCACUCCUGCUAAUUAAGUCGUUGAACCCGUUGCCCUCGACAAAUAUGUCGGGACUCGCGACGCGCAGCAGUCAGAAUCCAGCCAAUCGGAGCGCAGUUUGAAUCACAGCGCGCGGCGCACCAAUCUGGACGCGGCACCUUGGCGCUGCUUUGACAGGACUUCCGGGGGGGAAAGUGUCGGCGAAGGAAAGGCUAAUUUGUCACCGCGAGCAGCUGAUCUGUCGGCGCUGUGCUCAGCGAUGUAGACAACCGAGUUCGCUGUUUUAUCGAACAGGAUCCAUGACCCUGACACGAGGUUCCUUCACAUACUCAAGCGGCGAGGAAUACCACGGGGAAUGGCGAGAAGGUCUGCGUCACGGCCGCGGCCAGCUGACUUUCAGCAACGGAACGUGCUACACGGGCCAGUUUGAGAACGGGCUCUUCAACGGCUGCGGCGUGCUGGUCUUCGCCGACGGUUCCAAGUAUGAAGGAGAGUUCGUGCAGGGCAAGUUUCAGGGCGCCGGCGUCUUUACGCGAUUCGAUGGGAUGACGUUCGAGGGCGACUUUCGGAGCGGAUGUGUGAAAGGUUCCGGACUGUUGACGUUUGUGGACGGCGGCGGCGUCCAUGAGGGCGUCUUUGAGAGCAGCCAGUUGAUGAGACGGGGGAACAGUCAGGUGGCGGUCCAGAAGGCUCAGGCAGCCGCCGCCAAGGCCCGUGGCCUGGCAAUGUGACGCCGACCACCACCGCACGGUCGCAUCCCCCCCCCCCCCUCGUCUGUUUCCACGACGAUUGCGACCACGGCAACUGUCUAUGUUGCAGUUUGUUUUUGGUUUAGCGUCACUGAUGCUGGAUCAGUCGGACGCUUACGCGGUGGUGCUAACACGUUUUGCGCUCUGCUUAACCUGAGACCAGUCAACAAUUCAAAAGUGCAUUCAGAGGUGGGUGGGGGUGGGGGUGGGGGGUUUCCACGGCAACUCAGAAACAAAAUGCGUUGACAUCCGUCCGAAACACUGCGGCGCCAUCGACCGAUUCAAUCGCUAAACACUGUGACUCAGUUGCUGUGUUUGCCGGUCUUAUAUUUGCAACAAAAAACGCCAGAGUGUCCACUGGGUUUUCAAAUGUCUUCGACCUUGUGUUUCAAAACUCACAUCGAUGAAGGCGAUUCAUGGAAUUUUGCGCGAACCCUCCACGCGAACAAAGCCACGCUCGGAAACCCAUGCCUUAAAAAAAAUAAUAAUAAUAAUUAAAAAAAACAUCAA
This is a messenger RNA of Hippocampus comes (tiger tail seahorse), 1776 nucleotides long. Its product is annotated as MORN repeat-containing protein 4-like. The transcript is spliced from 5 exons. The coding region runs from base 817 to 1248 and encodes 143 amino acids. Gene Ontology annotation, biological process: response to axon injury. NCBI's taxonomy places the organism in Eukaryota, Metazoa, Chordata, Actinopteri, Syngnathiformes, Syngnathidae. Gene Ontology annotation, cellular component: cell projection. The record is from RefSeq and is a predicted model, not a curated record.